This is a messenger RNA of Acinonyx jubatus (cheetah), 1256 nucleotides long. RefSeq names its product transcription factor B1, mitochondrial (gene TFB1M). NCBI's taxonomy places the organism in Eukaryota, Metazoa, Chordata, Mammalia, Carnivora, Felidae. Gene Ontology annotation, cellular component: mitochondrial matrix. Bases 106 to 1143 code for a protein of 345 amino acids. Gene Ontology annotation, molecular function: mitochondrial transcription factor activity; rRNA (adenine-N6,N6-)-dimethyltransferase activity. The transcript is spliced from 7 exons. The record is from RefSeq and is a predicted model, not a curated record. Gene Ontology annotation, biological process: rRNA methylation; transcription initiation at mitochondrial promoter.
GCCUUUACGCUCCCAGACUCCCGCCACCUCCCGCUCCCCUCCCCGACGAUUUAAGAACAGCGUGAAAAAACUAGCCAAGUGGCUUGGGUGGUUUCGCGGGGCCUUAUGGCUGCUUCUGGGACGCUGAGCACUUUCCGCCUUCCGCCGUUGCCCACGAUUCGAGAAAUCAUUAAGUUGUUCAGGCUGCAAGCGGUGAAGCAGCUAUCCCAGAAUUUUCUCCUGGACUUGAGGCUGACAGAUAAAAUUGUAAGGAAAGCUGGCGAUCUGACAAAUGCUUAUGUUUAUGAAGUGGGCCCUGGGCCAGGGGGAAUCACAAGAUCCAUUCUCAAUGCCAAUGUUACUGAACUCCUGGUGGUUGAAAAGGAUAGUCGAUUUAUUCCUGGAUUACAGAUGCUUUCCGAUGCAGCACCUGGAAAACUGAGAAUUGUCCAUGGUGAUGUGUUGACAUAUAAGAUAGAAAGGGCUUUUCCAGAAAGUCUUAAAAGACGGUGGGAAGAUGAUCCUCCAAAUGUACAUAUUAUUGGAAAUCUGCCUUUUAGCGUAUCAACUCCACUGAUUAUCAAGUGGCUUGAAAAUGUUUCUUGUAAGGAUGGACCUUUUGUUUAUGGCAGAACCCAGAUGACACUGACUUUCCAAAAGGAAGUGGCAGAGAGACUUACAGCCAGUACAGGAAGCAAACAGCGCAGUCGCCUUUCUGUUAUGGCCCAGUACCUCUGCAACGUUCAGCACAUCUUGACCAUUCCGGGUCGGGCUUUUGUCCCUAAACCAGAGGUGGACGUGGGCGUGGUGCACUUCACGCCCCUGACGCGGCCCAGGAUAGAGCAGCCAUUCAAGCUGGUGGAGAGAGUCGUGCAGAAUGCAUUUCAGUUCCGAAGGAAAUACUGCUAUCGAGGCCUGGGGAUGUUAUUCCCUGAAGUUCAGCGCGUGGAAAGCACUGAGAAACUGUUACAGUUGGCGGACGUGGACCCUACCCUUCGACCCAGCCAGCUCUCUGUCUCCCAUUUUAAGAGCCUCUGUGAUGUGUACCGGAAAAUGUGUGAUGAAGACCCACACCUCUUUACUUAUAAUUUCAGAGAAGAACUCAAGCAAAAUAAAAGCAAAAAUCAGGAAAGAGAGAACGACAAGGAGAGAUCCCGACGAUAGCUGCCGCUUCGGUGGCAAGCAGCUUUGCGGAUGUUGGUUUUCCCAAAGUUGAGCUGCUCAGAGGUACACUCUUUGGUCCACUUUGGAAGGACAAUAAAAAUACGAUGACCAGG